Dentiscutata erythropus is the source of this 220-nucleotide messenger RNA. The record is from the annotation of a GenBank genome assembly. Lineage: Eukaryota; Fungi; Glomeromycota; Glomeromycetes; Diversisporales; Gigasporaceae.
AUGAUCUCACUUACUAGACGAUUCUUAUUUCAAAUUUUGAAUAUUCUUUUUUUAUUAGUUAUCAUCGCACAAUCCGCUCCAAUUGCAGUAUUGCUUAAUGAACCAUCACAAACGCUUACCUUUAAAAACCUUAAUAAACGAUUUAUCGUGCCUUUUAGCGCCGGCAUUAUUGGAUUGGGUAUGAAAAAAAUUCCAGAAGGUACAACCUUCGAUGAAUCAA